AUGGCUGAUACUGGACGUGGCCGUGGCGGAUUUGGGCGAGGACGAGGAGACCGUGGACGUGGAGGACGUCGUGGACCCAGAAGGGGAGCUAAGCGUGACGAGGAGAAGGAUUGGGUGCCCGUGACCAAGCUCGGACGUCUUGUCAAGGAUGGAAAGAUCAAGUCAAUGGAAGAGAUUUAUCUGUUCUCGCUCCCCGUCAAGGAGUACCAAAUCGUCGACUUUUUCCUGCCCAAGCUCAAGGACGAGGUCAUGAAGAUUAUGCCCGUCCAGAAGCAGACACGUGCUGGUCAGAGGACGCGUUUCAAGGCGUUUGUGGCUAUUGGAGACUUUGAUGGUCACGUCGGGCUGGGCGUCAAGUGCGCAAAGGAAGUCGCGACUGCCAUUCGUGGUGCGAUCAUUACGGCCAAGCUUUCGGUUAUCCCCGUCCGAAGAGGUUACUGGGGUGCUGCUCUCCAGGAGCCACAUACUGUCCCGAGCAAGGUCUCUGGCAAGGUUGGAUCCGUCAUGUGCCGUCUCAUCCCUGCUCCUCGUGGUACGGGUAUCGUUGCUGCUCCUGCCUCGAAGCGAUUGCUCCAGCUCGCUGGUGUGCAGGACUGCUACACCCAGUCCAAGGGUAGCACCGCGACCAUGGGUAACUUCUUGAAGGCGACGUUUGCCGCGCUCACCAAGACAUAUGCGUUCUUGACUCCCGACCUGUGGCGUGAGAUUCCUCUCUCGAAAAACCCCUACGACGAGCACAGCGCACAUCUUGCAUUGACUCAGAAAAAGGCUUAUUAG
This is a messenger RNA of Serendipita indica DSM 11827, 777 nucleotides long. NCBI's taxonomy places the organism in Eukaryota, Fungi, Basidiomycota, Agaricomycetes, Sebacinales, Serendipitaceae. The record is from the annotation of a GenBank genome assembly.